This is a messenger RNA of Hyalella azteca, 3517 nucleotides long. RefSeq lists its product as uncharacterized. The transcript has 6 exons. The record is from RefSeq and is a predicted model, not a curated record. Bases 973 to 2976 code for a protein of 667 amino acids. Lineage: Eukaryota; Metazoa; Arthropoda; Malacostraca; Amphipoda; Hyalellidae.
AGACGCUAAUCGACCUGUAUUCAGUAGACGACUGUUAUACUAUAUAAUUAUUAUCACGAUGGAACUUCGGGACUGAACUUUAAUAAUUUUUUGUGAUGCUGGCAGAAGGAAAAUUUUUAGUUGGAAAAACUUGUACUGUGAGUCAAUUGAUUUUCUUAGUGUUUGAAAAAAUCAACCUACAAUUUUUCUGAAGUAUACAAUGAAAAAUGAAAUCCUCAACGUUUUUUUGAACUACAUUUAUUAUUUAGCAUUAGGAAUGUAAAUCGAAGAAUUGCAGUGAAAGUUAGAAUGAUAAAAAACUAACAAAUGAAAACUAAGCAAUUUUUGUUUUCUCUAUAACACUACUUGAAAUUAUGCACGUCAUUUCGGGUUUAUCUGUUGGUGUGAUAGAAUUCUUUGAGUGUCGAGAAAGCAACUCUCAAACAUAUGUUGUGAAGUAGAACAUUGUCCAAACAUAUGUUGUGGUGAAGAAGAAUAAUGCCAAAGCAUAUAUAGUUGUAGUGACGAAGAACAUUGCACAAACAAAUAAAGUGGUGAAUACGAGAGGCGUAUAAUGUACUGUAAAAUCUAAUAAUAUCAAUCCGUUGUCGAGGCAAUUUGACUUACGUUUGUUUUAUCAACUGUGGUACAUAAUGAUGUGAAAAAUUAUUUAAUUCAUUUGGCACACUUUUUUUGAAGUAUGCCUUUUGCACGUAUUCUGAAAUUUUUUGACCCAUGCAUAACUGAAGGAACAAGAUUUCACAUUCGUCAACUCCUCAUCAAUACGUCAGUAUUCAAUCUACAAUCUUCCGUCCACACUGUAUCAAUACGUCCAGUUUUCAGUCCACAAUCUUCCGUCCACACUGUAUCAAUACGUCCAGUGUUCAGUAACAAUCUUCCGUACACAUUGUAUUGAUACGAUAAGUAACUAUCUUCCGCGCAAAAAACAACAUCAAUUUCCUCAAUUGCCAACACCCAGCCAUCGUACCAGCGAUGGGCAGCAGAUCGUUAUUAAGAACAGGUGACAGUUCCUCGACUCCUCCCUCUCCUCUCCCUCCUGCUCCUCCCCUCACCUACAAACGACUCCUCAUGAGUUCAGGAGCUACCCUCACAUCCAUGCCUCUCUUCCCCUCACACGUGGCCCUCUGGGGAGGAGUAGUCAAACUUAUACUCGGUGUUGCCGUGGCCGGGGUGUGGGGAGUGAGUUAUGCCAUCGAUGCUCGGUUCUCAUCCCUCGGAGGGGGGCUGUGGGUGGGGGCUGUCGUCUCGCUGUCGGGCUUCCUUUCUGUAUGCGGGGCGCGGCGCCCCAACUCGCAGGUGUACCUGGUGAGCUUGUGUGUGGGGGCGCUGUCGCUGCUGGCGUCAGGUCUGCUGCUGCUGCUGUCACUUGCUGCGGCCGCGGCUGACGCUGGUGCUGCUAGCCCGCCGCUCUUCCUGACGCAGCUGGAGUGGAGGCAGCCGUCCGGAUCGAGCUCGUCCGGACCUGCGGAGACCGGGAGUGUCGCGGCGUCUGCCACGCUGUGUCUGCUCGCCGUGGCAGACUGCGUCGUGUCUGCUCUCUGCAUCACCAUAGCAGCCAGACAACUCUGCAGGAUCUGCAUUGUGCGGGCGGGACCAGGCGGACGCUGGAGACUUGCUGAGGGCCACAGCCGCAAGGAGCGCCUGUACCGCUGGUUGGGGCAACAGAAGACCAUCUUCCCCAUAGGCACAACUACAAGCGGAGCUCUCCGGUCGGGAGCUAGCAUUCCGUCCGUGAGUCAUUUCGUUCCGUUAACGGAAUCCUCACCAUCACCUUCACUAUCCAGUCCAAAGAACGUCAACACCGCUGCGUAUUUCAUGCAUCCUGCCGUUGCCCCCAGCCAACCUGCGGAUCAAGAUCCAUUUAUGUUGGCCCGCCCAUUGAAACUCAAUGACCCCUCUAGUGCUGUCACACGGCAUGGUUGUGUGGAUGACGUUCACCCAAGUAACAACGCACUGAAACCUUCUCAUCAUAACACCUUUUCUAAGUUUGCAAACUUGGGUAAUUUCCACGCGAAGAAACGGAAGCUACAUGAAAGAGAUGCACACCAAUACUGGGACAGCCCGCAGCUCAAGAAAGUCCCGACUCACGCGAUCAAGUCUCACCAUCUUGUGUCAUGUCGGGACACUCAAUCCACAGCUCGUAGUAAUAACUUAAAUGCUCUCAGCCACAGUCAAUCGUGCUUGGCGACGCCUAGAAGUUUACCUUUUCCCAGAUUUCCACGAUCGGCUCCUCCAGUGCGAAUUUCACGUAAGAAUUUAUGGUACAUUCCUCACGCGACCUCUAUUCCUGGUUUCGCUAAACCCAAGAGUGUUUUAUCUGCAGCACCUUCGCUUCACUCAUAUUACUCAGAUCCACGAUCCCAGUACUCAUUGCCUUAUUAUUACAAAGAGCACACGGCACCCCGAUACUAUUCAGCCAGUGAAGGAUAUUACGGACGUCGCCCCGUACAUCUCAUUUCUCGGGACUUCCAUGCCACACAAAACGGCCAGAUUUCUUUGGCGCAAAAAUCCGGGUACGGCUACGCGACAACAUUCAGCUACGUUAACCCCUCUACCAUCAGCUAUGGGAACAAUUCUACGUUUAGGCACGCUAACCGUUCAGCCUUUAUCUACGCCAGCCCUUCUACGCUCAGCUGGCCGUACGUGACAGCAGCAGCAGCGAACUCCACGUACGGCUGUGCUUCUCAAACGCCGCCUCGGUGCUCGCAGGCGCAUGGAUGUCCUAAACAAAGAAGCGAACGCAAGCUAUGCAGAAAAGACCGCCUUCGUCGACGCCACACGGCAGGUCCCGACGCCAGCGCCGCCCGCAGUAAGCGCCGCGGCAGACGCGACGUGUCAGCGGACGAUGAGCGCGACCACAAACGCAAGAAAAACGUCGAGUUAACCGAUGAUCAAAUCGACAGAACAUAUACUGGAUUAGACAGAGCCAUUGCCGAGGUCUUUAUUGAUUCCACCAUGAAGACGUCAAGUAGAUGAUGGUAGGAACAAGUGAUGCAGGAACUUGUAGCCUUAACAUUUUGUAUUGGCUUGCUAAUUUUUUUUCAUGAGAUGCUUAUGAAUGAGUUACAGAAACUAGCAACUAGUUCAGAUGCUGAGUGUAGAAGUGCUCUGCUGUCCAAUAUAUAACGAUGCAACGCGUCACAACGAAGAUUAGGACUGGAAGUGACAAAAAAAUACAUUGAAGCGUUAACUUUUGAUGAGUAAUUGUUGAUAUAUCUGAGUAAUCGUUUUAUGAUAAUAAUUAUUAUCAUAUAUUAUUAAGCUACUGUCUGCUCGAAUAUGAUUGCUUUUAACACUCUACCGCCGUAUGUCACUCUCCGGGAACAUAACUUUCAACUUAAAUUAUACAUAAACUAUUUAUUGUAGCAACCUGAAAACGUUUAAACGCAAAAGAACAUUUUUCGUACAUUUGUCGUAGUUGUCGUACGUGGCGGCAACCAUCAGUGCAAGUCAUUUUGCGCUCACUAGAACGUGUCUUUUUAGAUUUUGACACUAUAAUUAUUGUUUCGGUUACUCA